This is a messenger RNA of Scheffersomyces amazonensis, 1062 nucleotides long. Its product is annotated as TFIIH complex serine/threonine-protein kinase subunit. The transcript has a single exon. The record is from RefSeq and is a predicted model, not a curated record. Gene Ontology annotation, biological process: positive regulation of transcription by RNA polymerase II; protein phosphorylation. Gene Ontology annotation, molecular function: ATP binding; RNA polymerase II CTD heptapeptide repeat kinase activity; cyclin-dependent protein serine/threonine kinase activity. Lineage: Eukaryota; Fungi; Ascomycota; Pichiomycetes; Serinales; Debaryomycetaceae. Gene Ontology annotation, cellular component: transcription factor TFIIH holo complex; cytoplasm; nucleus. Bases 32 to 1051 code for a protein of 339 amino acids.
AGUAAACCGAUAGAGACUUAUUGAAAUUGAAAUGGCUACAGAACUUCAGGAGUCAAGGCCGAGGUCUACACCCACGUCACUGAUACAAUUAAAAUAUUCUAAAGAUAGAAAAGUAGGGGAAGGUACUUAUGCCGUAGUAUAUUUAGGAGUUCAAAUUUCUACUAAACGGAAAAUUGCUAUUAAAGAAAUUAAGACUGGAUUAUUUAAAGAUGGAUUAGAUAUGUCUGCUAUACGAGAAGUUAAAUAUUUGCAAGAAUUAAAACAUCCUAAUGUUAUUGAAUUAAUCGAUGUAUUUUCUACUAGUAAUAAUUUAAAUUUGGUACUUGAAUUCUUACCUUGUGAUUUAGAAGUAUUAAUAAAAGAUACUUCUAUAGUUUUCAAAUCAGCAGAUAUUAAAUCAUGGUUACUUAUGACUCUAAGAGGAGUUCAUCAUUGUCAUAGAAAUUUCAUAUUACAUCGAGAUUUAAAGCCUAAUAAUUUAUUAUUAGCUCCUGAUGGUCAAUUAAAGAUUGCUGAUUUUGGUCUUGCAAGAUCACUAGGAAAUCCAAAUGAAGAUUUAUCAUCGAAUGUAGUUACUAGAUGGUAUAGAGCUCCUGAAUUAUUGUUUGGAGCUAAACAUUAUACAGGUGCUGUGGAUAUAUGGUCUGUGGGAAUAAUAUUUGCUGAAUUAAUGUUAAGAACUCCUUACCUUCCAGGUAAAGAUGAUAUUGAUCAAUUAGAUGUAACCUUCCGAGCUUUAGGAACUCCAACUGAGCAAAUAUGGCCAAAUGUAUCUAAUCUUCCUCAAUAUAACGCAUUAAGAGUAUAUCCUCCACCUUCAAGACAAGAGUUGAGAAAUAGAUUUAGUGCAGCUACUGAAAAGGCUCUAGACUUAUUAAUCUCAAUGACUCAAUUGGAUCCAAGUAGAAGAUGCGAUCUGACUCUGGCAUUAUUACAUGAUUACUUCUUAGAAGCACCUAGGGCAACCAAUCCAAAUGAAUUACCUCAGAAGAGAGAAAAGAAAAAGCCAUCUAAUGAAGAUGAUGGUACAAUUAAAAGAAGGAAAUUAUAGAUUAUUUGGUU